CUCUCCCUCCAGCGCUCCAGCAGCUUCAAGGACUUUGCCAAGGCCAAAGUCAGCUCCCCUGCACCGAGCGAGAAGGAGUUCAACUUGGAGGAGAAUAUCCCCGAGGAUGAGUCCAGCAGCACCGUCCCCGAUGAUGCUGCACGGAGCAGCGGGAUGAAGCUGGGCAAGAAGUGGCGAGCCGUCCUCUCCCGCACCAUGAACCGCAAGAUGGGCAGGAUGGCUGGGAAAGAGAGCGGUCCCGCCUACACCGGCCCCUUCUGCGGCCGGGCCCGCGUCCACACCGACUUCACGCCCAGCCCCUACGACAAGGACUCGCUGAAGCUGCGGAAAGGGGACAUCAUCGGCAUCAUCGAGAAGCCACCCAUGGGCACUUGGACUGGGCUGCUCAACAACAGGGUGGGCUCCUUCAAGUUCAUCUACGUGGACGUCAUCCCCGAGGAGACGGCCCCAGCCCGCAAGAGCCGGGGGCCCGGCAAGAGCAAGCGGACCAAGCCCAAGCCCCUGUGCUGCGGCGCCGGCGCUGGGGACAGGGGCUGGAGCUGUGGGGGACAGGGACAAGGACAGGGGCUCAUCCAGAGCUUCUCAUAG
Molecule: messenger RNA, 588 nt
Organism: Egretta garzetta (little egret)
Lineage: Eukaryota; Metazoa; Chordata; Aves; Pelecaniformes; Ardeidae
Gene: SASH3
Product: SAM and SH3 domain containing 3
Exons: 5
Biological process (GO): positive regulation of B cell proliferation; positive regulation of immunoglobulin production; positive regulation of adaptive immune response
Cellular component (GO): nucleus; cytoplasm
Molecular function (GO): protein binding
Source: RefSeq, a predicted model, not a curated record